AUGAGGUUAAGAAGCCACGUGCCGCUGGCGCGCCAAGUGGAGAUCCCGCGCGCGACGCCGGUGGGCGCUGCGUUCCUGCGUGUGCGCGCGACGGACGCGGACGAGUGCUCGUACAACGCCGAGGUGUACUACGCGCUGGUGUCGCGCAGCCCGCUCGUGGCGCUGCAGCGGCGCGACGGCGCGGGCCUCGUGGCGCUGCAGGCGGCGCUCGAGCCGCGCUACAAGCAGCUCAGCUUCACCGUCCUCGCCUACGACGGCGGCUCACCCCGCCGCAAGUCUUAUGCCAAGUGCCACGUCACCAUCAAGAACCUCGACGCUCCGGAGGCUCCUGAAGCUGUUAUAACAGGAAACUCGUGGGCCAUGAUUUGCUGGAACGUUCCAAAAACUGGUUCUCCACUGGGCUACUUUGUCAAUCUGAAAUCAUUGACUGAACAAGACGGCAAUUACACUGAGAAGAACUACAACUUCACUGUUCGAGAGACGGCGAAGAACAGAAGCAGAUCGUGCGCGGCGUUCCCGGAGCUGGAGACGUCGGCCGACUACGAAUUCACUGUGACCGCCUGGAAUGAUGAGGAGACUGGCAUCACCAGCGCCCCUGUCACCUUCAACACUCGUGUCAACCGCACGUGCUCGAGCACCGCCAACAAUGGGUACGAGUGCAGCUGCGUGGAAGGCUUCUACGGGGAAGACUGCGAGUCGUACAACCCGUGCGUGACCUCCAGCGCGCUUUGUCUCCACGGAGGAACCUGUCGCAGCAACUCCAGUGGCACGUACCUGUGUUCCUGCUCGGAAGGAUACUUCGGGAUGAAUUGCGAGCACUUCAACCCAUGUUCCAGUUCGCCAUGCCAGCACGGUUCUGUCUGCGUCAAUAUUGACAACUCCAAGUACAAAUGUAACUGCGUUUCUGGAUACACUGGAGAGCACUGUGAGACUGUCUUCGACGAGUGCGAAUCUCAGCCCUGCCAGAACGGUGGACUGUGCUCUGACGAAUUCGGUUCCUUUCUUUGUACAUGCUCUGUGGGUUUCACAGGAAAACUAUGCGAGCUGGAUAUUGAUGAGUGCACUUUGAGCCCCUGCCUGAACGGAGGAUGUUGCUCAAAUUCUGUUGGAAGCUAUUCGUGCGCAUGUCGCCCAGGCUUCGAAGGGAAAUCCUGCGAAGUAAAUAUUAAUGAAUGUUCGUCCAGCCCCUGCAGUGACAACGGCCUCUGCGUGGACGGCGCUAACAACUUCACGUGCAGCUGCUACGACGGAUUUGAAGGAGAGUUCUGCGAGAAAGAAACUGACGAAUGUGUGUCAAAUAUUUGCUAUAAUGGAGGAACUUGCCAAGAUGAUACCAAUGACUACCACUGCCUCUGCCCACCUGGUUAUUCAGGGAAGAACUGUGAAACUGACAUAGAUUUUUGUGCCUCUUCCCCGUGCAAGAAUGACGCACGUUGCUUGGACGAGGCUAAUGGGUUCAGCUGCAUCUGCGAAGAGGGAUACCACGGGGAUCUAUGCCAAUUUAAAGUUCAGUGCCCAAACGACACGCUGCGAACCGAGAAAGGAACUUUCGUUUGGGAUUCCAUCGAUCACGGUAUGGUGGCGAGGCAAGAGUGUCCGUACGGUGCAGAUGAGAAGCUCUCUCUCGACGCAGAUGACGAAAUUUCGAAGUAUGUAAGUGAUCUGAAAUGGAAAGCGUUGACGGGCACAAGUAUGCAGGCCACAGACGACAACGUGACGGCAGAAAACCUGCAGGUGGAAGGCGAGAUAGCGUACGCGGUGCGGCGCUGUGUGCUGCGGCCAGAUGGCAGCGUCGCCUGGACGCCCAUGCUGCAUGCCGCCUGCCGCCGAGAGGAGAUCACUUCCGCUCUUCAAAUGAUUGGUUAUCUCCAGAAUAUCACAAAAGAGCCACAUCACAUAGAUGGUGAAGUUUUCUGUAAGGCAGCAGCAGAAAUCCAGAAAGUUCUGGUGUUCGCACUGAGGAACAGAAAGAUUGCAGAGAGCAUGGUGUUGGUGAUCAGCAACCUCAUGAAUGUGAACGAAAGCGUCCUUCAAACGGCAGACGCUAAUGGGACAGUGUCACAGAGUAUAGUGAAGCUCGUAGAUAAGUACACCAGUUACGCACUUCUUGGUCAGCACGACAGGAUUGCUAUUACAACCGACAACAUGAUAGUCAAUGUACUCGACGUGGGAUUACAAACGACGAGCCAAAUUCACAAUGUCUCAUUCGUCUUCACAUCGUCAGCUGCCACCAGCCCAACAUUAUACAGUGACGCCAACGCCACCAGUUCUGAAAUAUUCCUGCACGUCCCAACAGAAGCUGUGUUGGUGGCCGCUCGCUAUAUGCGCAGUAGAGUCAGAGCUCGAUUUGUCUGUUACAAGAAUGGUAAAUUUUUUCGACCUCUGGGGUUUUACAACGUUUCUAGUAAUGAAACAACACCCAAAUUGAGAUUCGCGACAGAAGAGCCAGUGAUGUCAGUAACCAUCUCCAAUGUAAGCGUUGGGAACCUCAGUGAAGUCCUGACUUACAGUGUACCCAAUAUCUUCGGAGACACAAAGCAGAUAUGUGCCUAUUGGGAAACGAACAGUUACGAAUGGCUGACUUAUGGUCUAAAGACAAACCAGACUGAAAGCAGGAUAAUUUGUGAAUCGGACCACAUGACUCACUUCUCGAUCCUUCUGGAUCCCGGAUCAGACUACGGCGUAUCGGAGGAGCACAAGUAUACACUAAGCAUCAUCAGUUACGUUGGCUCCUUCUGCAGCAUCUUCGGUCUCACUUUGACAAUCGUUACCUACGCUACAUUCAGGUCUCUGAACCGCGACAGAUCGGGGAAGAUACUGCUGAACUUGUGCGUCUCACUGCUGCUGAUGAAUUUAUCCUUUCUGCUGGUGAUGGUGAAGAACAACGUCCAUUUGGUGGAUGUGUGCAUACUGGUGGCAAUCUUAACGCACUACUUUGUCCUCACAUCUCUGGCCUGGAUGUUGGUCGAAGCUGUUAACAUGUAUCAGUUGCUUAUCACAGUUUUCGCUACGUCUGAGAUUCGAUUCAUGCUCAAAAGAAUGAUCUUCGCCUGGGGUGUGCCGCUGAUUAUCGUGGCGUCAACAGCCACGUAUGACAUUGGUUACUACAAUUCAACUUCUGAGUACUGUAUGCUGAACAAAAAUGAACCAUAUGUUUACUACAUCACAUAUCUGGGGCCGUCGUGCAUAAUGCUGGCGGUGAAUUGUGUGGUAUUUGUGCUGGUAUCCAGAGUUCUGUUCCAGAAACAUUUGGCUGGGAAGGUGGAAGAAAGACCCGAAAACACCGUCUCCAUGUCACAGGUUCGAGGUGCAUUUGCUGUCAUGACUUUACUAGGAGUGACAUGGGUAUUUGGAGCAUUUGCUUUUGGUAGUACAGAACUUGUAUUUCAGUACUUGUUUUGCAUAUCAAAUUCUCUGCAAGGAUUCAUCAUAUUUAUUGUAAGAUGUGUACAGUAUUCACAAGCAAGGCUUGCUUGGGCUGCAUGCAUCAGAAGGAAACAAAUUAAGGAAUUCCGUGGAGCUGUACCAUCUUCAUUCAUAGGGAAUUCACACUCACUGAACACUGUUUCAUCAAGCAUUUGCUCUCAGUCGACACACAAAGUUAACUUAGAUAAAGAAAAUAAUUCCAAUGAUGGUGGUAACAGUUUGAUAUGGGGAAAACCUCUUUCAAAAGACUCCCACAGUAAAUCUCGAGGUCAGUCUUAUUCAUCUUGGAAAUUUCAAAAUGUAUUUAACACUUCUUCAGAAUCAGAUGAUACAUUUAAAUGUGCUGCCAAUUUUAUUGAACUACAAGAUCCACAUAUUGUAUCAGCAACUUCAAAUAACAGUAAUAGUAUCUCAGGCACUUUGAAAAAGGAGUUGGAAAAGACCCUCGUGAAUAGACCAACCAUUUGUAGAACGCAAAGUAUGCAUGUGAAAAGCCAGAGUUUUUCAAAUGAUUUAAGUAGUUUCAAACGAGGAAAUAGCAUACAUUGUUCUCUGCAGCUAUAUAGCAAAGCACCAUUUCAUAUGACUUACACAGAAAGCCAAGAUACACUCACUGCAAAAGAAGGUGAAGACACAUCUUGGCAGUUCAUGAGAACACAGCCAAAGCUUAAAUCACAUGAAAUAACAACAAUGACUGUCCGUAAAGAAACUCCUUUAGCUGAGGGAGAUUCUCCUGUCACAGUGCACACAAGCUCAAAUCUUAAAGAAGAAACAUUUAUCAAAACUGUCAGUCAUUCAGAUCAAGGUUAUAUUUCUGGAAUUUGUACAACUGAACAUUCACCAGAUAGCCCUUGUCAGAAACCUCACCAAAUUCACUGUGCUAAAAAGUAUUUAUGUGAGACAGACUCAAGGCUGACUGUAUCAACACCGGAUCACAUAUCAACCAAUUCAAGUGCAAGUAAUAAAAAUGGAUCAUAUCAUGACCCAUGUACUGAAGUUAGAAAUCUUAUAACAAAAAGUGAUGGAAACAUUUUGCCCCCAAAGAAUCUGGUACAAAAAUUAGAGAGGGAGAAAAUAAUUUCUCAUACAUUUAUAGUUAUUAAUGGCCAAAAAAUUUACACAAACAACCCUUCUGUUAGACUAAAUGCUGAGCAAGUUGUUGAUGGAAAGAAAAUUGAUGUUCAGUGUGUUAAUAAUAGUCAGAUUCCCCCAAUACUUAAUAAGGAUUCAGGUGAAAUAAAAAAUAGACUCUAUGGUGGUACCAUAGCAACCAAAGAGACUCCCACUUUAACUGAAAACACUAAUUUAGAGACAAAAAACUCUAGCAAAAAUAUUGUCUCAAAAGAUAUGCCUGCUUACAAAGAUUUGAAAGACAUUCAGUUAACAACUACUAGAAGUAAAAAGUGAAAGAGAGUCACAGAACACAAAGUAUUAUGAAUCUUUGUUUUUGACUUCCAGUGUGAUAGACAUUAAUUUAUUUGUAUAGUGUUAAGUCUGCGAACAAAUGCUUUUACAACAAAAAUGAAAAGUUUUCCUUUAUUAAAAGAAACAUCACUAUACCUGACAAAAGUGCAAAAGAAACUAUUUGUACUGUGAAUGUCUACAAGAAAAAGAGAAGCAUUUGAGAUUGAACAUGUUUAGAGAUGCGUAUAUGUAAAUAUUUCUGUUUGUAACUUUAUAGGUAAAUCUGUUGCCUACAACUAUAAGUCACAGGACACCUAUCAAACUGUUUUCGUGGAUCAUUUCAUGAGUGAAGAAGACAAUUUUCUCUCUUAUUCUGACUGCUAUCACACUUAUAUUACUUUCUUCUUCUUCAAAACCAGUAUUUGCUCAACAGCUGUGCAUUGUCUACAUUGUCCAACAUUUCAACAUAAUGAGAUGAAAAAUGUUUUUCAGUUACAAAUAAAAGUCAGAUUUAAAAUUAAGAUUCACACUAGUUUGAGGAUAUAUUUUCAAUUGAAAAUUUUUCCAUUCCUCAUAUGAAACAACUCAUCAUUCACAAAAUAGAGAGAUAGGUGACAAAAAAAUUCACUUGCAGUAUACUACAACACUAAGUAGUAUGCUUAAUCAUUUCAAAAAUUUUGCUCAAAUGGGAA
Molecule: messenger RNA, 5522 nt
Organism: Schistocerca americana (American grasshopper)
Lineage: Eukaryota; Metazoa; Arthropoda; Insecta; Orthoptera; Acrididae
Exons: 18
Coding region: 1-4833 (1610 amino acids)
Biological process (GO): establishment or maintenance of epithelial cell apical/basal polarity; homophilic cell-cell adhesion; G protein-coupled receptor signaling pathway
Cellular component (GO): plasma membrane; protein-containing complex
Molecular function (GO): protein binding; G protein-coupled receptor activity; calcium ion binding
Source: RefSeq, a predicted model, not a curated record